Molecule: messenger RNA, 982 nt
Organism: Hansenula anomala
Lineage: Eukaryota; Fungi; Ascomycota; Saccharomycetes; Phaffomycetales; Wickerhamomycetaceae
Gene: STE14
Product: protein-S-isoprenylcysteine carboxyl O-methyltransferase
Exons: 2
Coding region: 209-982 (257 amino acids)
Biological process (GO): C-terminal protein methylation
Cellular component (GO): endoplasmic reticulum; membrane
Molecular function (GO): protein C-terminal S-isoprenylcysteine carboxyl O-methyltransferase activity
Source: RefSeq, a predicted model, not a curated record
GUACACUUUAAUGAAGAAGAUGCUCAGCCUGAUUCUCAAAUAAUUUCAAAGACUGAUUUGAUCGGGGAAGCAGUGAGUUGAUGUUGGUGAUGAUGAUUAUCUAAUCUGCUUAUAUGGUAUUUGUGUUUAGUGGUUGUCUUGGUUUUGUGGUUAAUUGGAAUUGUGGAAUAGUUUCUUGCUGGUUUGAAAUUUGGUGAUUCUUUGGAGAAUGAAUAGAUUUGGCAAAGUUUAUAUUUCCGAGGGUUGCAAUGUCACGUUUGAAUCUGAUGAAGGUGGACCAACCCCAUCCACGUUAGAUAAUGAUUUAUUACCAGAUAUCAAGAAAAACCCACCAGAGGAAAUCGCUUUAACAGCUGCCAACCUUGGUAUAUUAUUCGGUUUUGCAAUGGCUACAUUAUUCUUCAGUACAUAUAAAGAACCUUCAAUUUAUUUAAUGUCAUUAUCAGUUUUCCAUUUUUUGGAAUUUUACAUCACAGCAAAAUAUAAUCCUAAAAAAGUUCAUAAAGAAUCAUUUAUUAUAAACAAUGGAUCAUCAUAUACAGUGGCUCAUACCAUUGCUAUUAUUGAAGCUGCUGUUGAAUAUGUAUUCUUCCCUAAUUUUAAGAAAUCCUUUAGUUGGAUCAAGAUUAUUGGAUUGAUAUUAUUAGUUGGGGGACAAAUUAUUAGAUCUUGGGCAAUGAUUACAGCUGGUAAAUCUUUUAGUCAUUUGAUUGUUAUUAAAAAGUCAAAUGAGCAUGAAUUGGUUACUCAUGGGAUUUAUUCUGUUUUUAGACAUCCAAGUUAUACUGGUUUUUUCUGGUGGGCAGUUGGAACUCAAUUAGUUUUAGUUAAUCCAAUUGCAUUAGUUGGAUUCAUUAUUAUUCUAUGGAUGUUUUUCAGUAAACGAAUUAAAUUUGAAGAAAAAUAUUUGAUUUCAUUCUUUGGUGAAAGAUACGAAAAUUAUAGAAAAACUGCAUUUGUCUACAUUCCAUUUAUCAAUUAA